AUGGAUGAUGAUGAUGCUUUGGAUGAUGAUGAUGAUGAUGAUGAUGAUGAUGAUGCUUUGGAUGAUGAUGAUGAUUUGGAUGACGAUGAUGAUGAUGAUGAUGAUGAUGAUGAUGAUGCUUUGGAUGAUGAUGAUGAUGAUGAUGCUUUGGAUGAUGAUGAUGAUGAUGAUGAUGAUGCUUUGGAUGAUGAUGAUGCUUUGGAUGUUGAUGAUGAUGAUGAUGAUGAUGAUGCUUUGGAUGAUGAUGAUGCUUUGGAUGAUGAUGAUGAUGAUGAUGAUGAUGAUGAUGAUGAUGCUUUGGAUGAUGAUGAUGAUGAUGCUUUGGAUGAUGAUGAUGAUGAUGAUGAUGAUGAUGCUUUGGAUGAUGAUGAUGAUGAUGAUGAUGAUGAUGAUGAUGAUGAUGAUGAUGAUGAUGAUGAUGAUGAUGAUGAUGAUGAUGAUGAUGAUGAUGCUUUGGAUGAUGAUGAUGAUGCUUUGGAUGAUGAUGAUGAUCAAACCAUCACUAGGUCAAAUAACUCACUUUCAACAAAAUCAUCCUCUCAAACUACAAAUCUUUUCCAUGCUCUGAGUUUUGUAAUGAAGAUAACUGAAUCAUUUAUAAAGUACAGAAUUCAGCUGUUUUCUGAAAAACCCCUAAAGCAACAGAUAACAUGA
Molecule: messenger RNA, 654 nt
Organism: Schistosoma curassoni
Lineage: Eukaryota; Metazoa; Platyhelminthes; Trematoda; Strigeidida; Schistosomatidae
Source: the annotation of a GenBank genome assembly